GGCGGGAUUGUUGAGCUGCAUAUACGGUUUCAAGUUAGUUGGAAAUUCUUGACAAUAAGAACGCAGGGGCGGGAGCAUAUACGCAGUCAUGCCGGGCGUUGAGUAAUCCAAGGAUUUCGAAUGCGACAUCGGACACAAUGGACUGCAUCGAGGGCUUUCGCAUCGCUGGCGACUACGACUGUAGUGUAUACGAUGACGGUAUCUACGGAGACAACAGCGGCCAGAAUGGAGUUAUUCGAUUGGAAGGCUGGAAAACGGGCAUAUUUGUCUCAAAGGGGGACCAUCGAUGAAGCAUACAAGGUAAGGCGUGGCUCUACAUGGCAGCUUCGCGGUUAGGGAAAGUUUGCAGAAUGUGAAGUUGUAUGACGACAAUUAUAUACAAUGAUCAAUCAAUGAGAUGAUGGGCAAUCUCGCUUCCAACGCCAAUCG
This is a messenger RNA of Aspergillus sclerotioniger CBS 115572, 429 nucleotides long. RefSeq lists its product as uncharacterized. The record is from RefSeq and is a predicted model, not a curated record. Lineage: Eukaryota; Fungi; Ascomycota; Eurotiomycetes; Eurotiales; Aspergillaceae. The transcript has 2 exons. The coding region runs from base 121 to 336 and encodes 71 amino acids.